Rana temporaria (common frog) is the source of this 2224-nucleotide messenger RNA. Its product is annotated as solute carrier family 22 member 3-like. NCBI's taxonomy places the organism in Eukaryota, Metazoa, Chordata, Amphibia, Anura, Ranidae. Gene Ontology annotation, cellular component: membrane. Gene Ontology annotation, biological process: transmembrane transport. The transcript has 11 exons. The record is from RefSeq and is a predicted model, not a curated record. Bases 389 to 2065 code for a protein of 558 amino acids. Gene Ontology annotation, molecular function: transmembrane transporter activity.
CAGUGUACAGCCCUCAGUGUACAGCCCUCUUUAGAGACCUCAGUGUACAGCCCUCAGUGUACAGCCCUCUUUAGAGAUCUCAGUGUACAGCCCUCUGUAGGGACCUCAGUGUGCACACAGCUGCCACUAGCCGGCCCUUUUCUCUCUCUUUCCCUCUCUCUCUCUCUCUGGGCACACGUAGUAUUUGGCAGCUCCCCCCUCAGUCAGAUCCGUUAGACACACAGAGGAAAGCAGCACUGAGCUCAGAGCUGGUGAAGAGGAAGCAUAAAGUUUAGUGCGGAGUGUGCGCUCUGUAUAUGAACUUACCCUGUGCUGGCCGCUCACUCCAACCUGAGGAAGACAUCACCUCUCCGGCUCUAAAGGUAAACCUCUCUCCUCACCUCACAUCAUGCCAACCUUCGACGAAGUUUUACAGGAGGCCGGGGAGUUCGGCCCCUACCAGAAGAGGGUAUUCAUUCUUCUAUGUAUGACCGGCAUCACCUUCGCCUUCUCCUUCGUCGGUAUCGUGUUCCUCGGACAGAUGCCGGAGAGACAUUGGUGCCGGAGCUCUGAGGUGAUACAAAUAAGUAAGAACUGCAGCUGGAGCCCUGAGGAGGAGAGGAACUUCACAGUGCCCAGAGUCCCCGGCCACAAAGAGCAGUUCAUGUGUUAUAUGUAUGACAUAGACUGGAAGAAUGGCACCUCAGAGCUCAGCUGUACCAACCCUAUGUAUUCCUUCACCAACCACAGCCUGGACCAGCUGCCAGUCACACCGUGCCAUGAGGGCUGGGUGUAUGAGCAGAACAGGACCACCAUCAUCAGUCAGUACAACCUCGUAUGUUCUGAUGCCUGGAAACUUGACAUGACACAAUCUUCACUCAACUUGGGAUUCUUAAUAGGGGCUCUGAUUUUAGGUUAUGCAGCAGACAGAUAUGGAAGAAAAGUUACAUACCUGAUAUCUUCCUUUGGAGUGGGACUAUCUGGAAUCGGUGCAGCAUUUGCACCAAACUUGUAUGUUUUUUUAUUUUUUCGGUUCCUACAAGGCGUCUUUGGAAAAGGAACUUGGAUGACUUGUUAUGUUAUUGUAACAGAGUUGGUGGGAUCAAAACAAAGACGUAUUGUUGGCAUUGUCGUUCAGAUGUUUUUCACAUUGGGAGUCAUGAUCAUUCCUGGUAUUGCUUAUUUGAUUCCUACAUGGCAAGGCAUCCAGUUGGCUAUUUCUUUGCCAAACUUCCUCUUUCUUGUUUAUUACUGGUUUAUCCCAGAAUCCCCGCGCUGGCUGUUAAUACGUAAAAAAAAAGACAAGGCUGUGCGCAUCAUUAGUGAAAUUGCGAAGCACAAUGGGAGAUAUCUUACUCCAAAUUAUUGCCAGAUAACUGUAUCUGAUGAAGAAGUUACCAAUCCUACAUGCAUGGAUCUGGUCAGAACUCCACAAAUGAGAAAAUGUACUGUAAUUCUUAUGUAUGCAUGGUUUACAAGUGCAGUCAUCUACCAGGGUCUUGUUAUGCGCUUAGGAAUUGUAUCUGGGAAUCUAUAUACAGACUUUUUUAUUUCUGCUGUGGUGGAGUUACCGGCUGCUGUUCUUAUUUUAGUCUCGAUUGAUCGCAUUGGGAGGAAACUUCCGUUUGCAUUGAGUAAUGCUGGAGCAGGAAUAGCUUGUCUAAUAACUGCUGCAAUACCGACAGAUGUAAUGUGGCUUAAAAUAACGUUGGCCACACUAGGACGACUGGGAAUCACAAUGGCUUUUGAAAUAGUAUACUUCAUUAAUACAGAACUCUAUCCAACACCACUGAGAAAUUUUGGUGUAUCUAUAUGCUCAGGAAUGUGUGAUUUUGGAGGAAUUAUUGCACCCUUUCUUCUCUUCCGGUUGGCUGAAAUAUGGGUGGAGCUGCCGCUCAUCAUAUUUGGAAUUCUUGGUCUUAUAUGUGGUGGUCUCGUUGUGUUGCUACCUGAAACAAUGGGAAUAUCCUUACCAGAAACAAUUCAAGAUGUUGAAAAUCUUGCUAGACCUCGUAAAGCUGGGGGAAAAAAGAAGAUGGACAAUGACGUUUACCAAGGCCAUAUAAAAAAUGAUUUAAGAUUAUGACCUUCAAUGAGACACAACAUUUUGUAAAGUUAAUCAGGAUUUGUCUGCUACCUGUUUGUACAUGUGUAUAUAUACUGUAUAUGAUAAACUGUAAAAUCUGUUAUGCACUCUAUAAUACAGCUCCAAUAAAUGUCAAGAACCGCCAUAGGGCAUUUCAAA